AUGGAAAGCGAUAAAGAAGAGCAAAUGGAAGAACAUGAUGAUAACUAUGAAGCAGAAGGUGAAGUUGCUGAUGAGUUUGAUAGCGACUUCAGUGACGAUCCUGAGCCUGAUGAAGCGGUAGCAAACGAAAAAGAAUUGAGAGAUUUGCCGAAGAAGUGGCUAAUUUACCCUGGGAAAACUGCUCCAAAGAAAAAGAAGAAGAAUGUGGUUUCGAAGAUAGAAGAUAUUCCUGAAGAUGAGAAGCCAAGUGAAGAAUCGGAAAACAAGGAACAAGACGAAAAUGAAUCACAAGAAGAUAUGGAAGGUGAAAAGGCCAUGAACUCUUUUAAUUUAUGCUUUUAA
Molecule: messenger RNA, 342 nt
Organism: Arabis nemorensis
Lineage: Eukaryota; Viridiplantae; Streptophyta; Magnoliopsida; Brassicales; Brassicaceae
Source: the annotation of a GenBank genome assembly